Molecule: messenger RNA, 2850 nt
Organism: Capsella rubella
Lineage: Eukaryota; Viridiplantae; Streptophyta; Magnoliopsida; Brassicales; Brassicaceae
Product: probable serine/threonine-protein kinase DDB_G0267686
Exons: 13
Coding region: 192-2480 (762 amino acids)
Biological process (GO): regulation of DNA-templated transcription; protein phosphorylation
Molecular function (GO): protein kinase activity; ATP binding
Source: RefSeq, a predicted model, not a curated record
AAAAAAGAAGCAAAACAAAAGAUAAAGCAGGAAAUAAAAAACAAAGGGGUUUCCAAAAAUUGUUGACUCCCUUAAGAAACUUUCUUUCAAUUUCCCAGAUUUGCUCAAAUUCGAGUGUUUCCUCUUCUUCGUUUUUUGACUCGUUCGAUUUCAACUCAAUUUCUUAUAGCUUCAGAGAUUUGAUCAUUGCAAUGGAGAAUCCUCCAGCAGAGAAGCUGUUGAAGAAGAUACGGGAGCUUGAAGAAAGCCAAGAGGAUCUAAAGCGAGAGAUGUCUAAGCUCAAAGUAACUGCUGAGAUUAAGCGUCGUUCGCAUUCUUCUUCUCCUAAACGGCCUUCCAGGCGAAACACUGGAGACGGAACUCCGCUGUGGAGAAAGAGUGGUGCCGCAUCGUUCCGUCACGCUUCUCCGUUACGGAAGGAGAGUCAUACGAAAGCCGGAGCUGCUGGUGGUGGUGGUGGUGGAGAGGGAGGACCAUCGGCAGGCAAGUUCAACGAUAAACAGUAUUUGAAUAUUUUGCAGUCUAUGGCUCAAGCUGUUCAUGUCUUCGAUCUUAAUGGCCAAAUUAUCUUUUGGAACUCGAUGGCGGAAAAGCUUUAUGGUUUCUCAGCUGCGGAAGCACUAGGGAAGGACUCGAUUAAUAUACUUGUAGAUGGUCAGGAUGCUGCUGUUGCGCAAAAUAUAUUUCAGCGUUGCAGUAGUGGAGAGAGUUGGACUGGCGAGUUUCCUGUCAAGAACAAAGCAGGAGAGAGAUUUUCGGUUGUGACUACGAUUUCUCCUUUCUAUGAUGAUGAUGGUUCUCUUAUUGGGAUUAUAUGUAUCACUAAUGAUUCGGCACUCUUUCAACGCCCGAAAGUUCCUCCAGCUAAAGCAAGGUGGCAAGAAGGGGAAACGAGCUUUAGUCGGGGAACGAAUGGUGUUGCAUCUAGGCUUGGUCUUGACUCCAAAGAGGCCGUUGUAUCAAAACUUGGCCUUGAUUCUCAGCAGCCUAUACAAGUUGCUAUAGCAUCUAAGAUAUCAGAUUUGGCAUCCAAGGUGGGCAACAAGGUCAAGUCAAAAAUGCGAGCAGGUGAUAAUAACACUGCACACCACGGGGAUGGAAAUGUGGACAGUCAUCAGUCUGAUCAGGGUUUCUUCGAUGCUGCUUUCUCUGACCAGAGGGAGGAUGCAGCAACAAGUGGCCCUAGCACACCUAGGGGGAAUUUAAUCCAACCUCCUUUUGGUGUGUUCUUAUGUAAUGAAGAGAAGUCUUCUUCGAAACCCUCCAGAGAUUCAAGUGAUGAAAAUGUUGGAAACUCUGUUAUACCUAAGACACUUACCUCAAAAACUGAAGAAUGGAUGGUGAAGAAAGGGUUCUCAUGGCCAUGGAAAGGGGAUCAACAGGAAGAUUUGGAGAGACAGCGUGCUCAUUCUGUGUGGCCGUGGGUGCAGAAUGUAAAACCAAAUGAAGAAGCUCAUCAUAGUAAGUCUGAAAGCCAGACAUGUGAGAGUAAUAAACCUGCCAACAACGAGGGUGUGGGUUCUAUUAAUGUGAACAGCGCAAGCAGUGCUAGCAGCUGUGGUAGUACCAGCAGUACUGUUAAGAACAAGGUUGAUAUGGAUAGCGACUGUUUGGACUAUGAAAUCUUAUGGGAGGAUUUGACAAUUGGAGAACAAAUCGGGCAAGGUUCAUGUGGAACUGUCUAUCAUGGUCUAUGGUUUGGAUCUGAUGUGGCUGUAAAGGUGUUCUCCAAACAAGAUUAUUCAGAAGAGAUCAUUACAUCUUUUAGACAAGAGGUAUCGUUGAUGAAAAGACUUAGACAUCCAAAUGUUCUGCUGUUUAUGGGAGCUGUGGCAUCACCUCAGCGUCUUUGUAUAGUGACAGAGUUUCUUCCACGUGGAAGUCUCUUUCGUUUGCUGCAGAGGAACAAGUCAAAACUGGAUUUGAGGCGACGUAUCCAUAUGGCCUCAGACAUUGCUCGUGGCAUGAACUAUCUUCACCACUGUAGUCCACCCAUCAUUCACCGUGACCUGAAGUCGUCAAACCUACUGGUUGAUCGAAACUGGACCGUGAAGGUUGCUGACUUUGGUCUUUCUCGCAUCAAGCAUGAGACGUAUCUCACUACAAAUGGAAGGGGAACGCCGCAAUGGAUGGCACCAGAAGUUCUUCGAAAUGAGGCUGCUGAUGAAAAGUCCGAUGUUUAUAGCUUUGGAGUAGUACUAUGGGAGCUUGUGACAGAGAAGAUCCCAUGGGAAAAUCUAAAUGCUAUGCAGGUGAUUGGAGCAGUGGGGUUCAUGAACCAGAGGCUGGAAGUCCCAAAGGACGUUGACCCUCAGUGGAUUUCAUUAAUGGAAAGCUGCUGGCAUAGUGAACCGCAGUGUAGACCGUCGUUCCAAGAACUGAUGGACAAACUAAGAGAUCUUCAAAGAAAAUACGCUAUACAGUUCCAAGCCGCUCGUGCUGCAUCGAUAGACAACUCUUCUUCUCUAAAAGAAAAAUAAACACGAAGAGCAGAGAAUCUGAAUAUCAUUUCGUGUUCAAGACGACGAAAGAAGAAGCUUAUGGUACAAAAUAAAGAAGUUUGAUGGAAGAACAAUGAAGAGAAGCAUCUAAAGAAGACUUUGAUAUGCUCUCUCCCUCUCAGUGGUAAAGAUGCUACUCAAAGAAAUUCUUUGUAUGGAGUUCAAUUCGAAAUCAGUCAAUGUGUUUGCGAUGAGAGCUACAAAAAGAUAUACAUAUAUUAACCGUGCCAAUCUAUUUAUGUAAUUCAUAGUGAGAGGCAAACCCAGUUUUAAGCAUUCUGUACAGGUGACAAAACCAUGAUUUGUAAACCUGAUUUUUAGUAAAUAGUGUCACAUUUAUUUGUGGAAA